AUGGGUCAGUCGGCCUCCUCCUCGCAGGAAACCCCUUCAACGGGUGGAGGCUUCAUCGCUUCCGCCAACCAUUCCGAGUCCCGCCGUGCUGGUAGAGCAGAGUCUCCCGCUUUGGAGGUGCAGAGCAUGCUUUACACCCUGAACUUUCCUCCUCCAGCGUCUGGCGCAGGCGCAGAAGGAGUGGGUAGUCCCACAUGCACAGUCGGUUCCGCCGGCAAUGCGAGCGGCGCUGCGGCGGUCGUCCCCAUUUUAUGCCUCGACGCGUCGGCGCUAGACAUCCGCCAGCUAUUCAAGUCGCUGGAGCUGCCGCCAGCACAGCGCGCCAAGACCCUCCAAGAGGCAUCGAGGAAAGGUAGCGUUGUUCUCCUGCGCGCCCCUGCCAACACAAGUGUGUGUGUGCUGAGGCAGCUCCUGCUGGCCCAGACAGCGUCGUCUGCAUCAGCGAGCACUGUAGACAGCGGUGCGUCGAUGCUUCAUCUGUUCGCCCUUCGCCAUCCGUUACUUUCCAUCGCUGAUGGUGCCGCGGCUGAUGCCACACCUUCUUGUGGCACUGCUGAAGUCUCCUCCAACUCGCUGGUGGCGCUUUCGGAGUCGAUGGAGCUGUCCGCGCUGAGCAUGAACAAUCAGCUCUUCUUUUUCCCCCUUAUUGAGGCCAGCGAGACUGACUGCAACCCGCUUGUCAAAGAUCAUGACGGCGUCGGCGCCACCGACUCCUACUGGGCUACGCGGCGACGAGAAGAUGCGGAGGUGGAGGAGGCAGCAGCUUCGAGUCUCUCAGUCGGCGCCGGUGAUCCUCCCACCACAAGGCGUGCACUUGUGCUGCUCUACACCCAUGAGACAAGGUUUGGUUUCGACGGCGACGACUUGCUUCUGCUCGGGUGCUGUGCUUCUAUCUGCGCUUGCAUUGCGGCUGGCAUCUGCUGCAUGAACGCCGCAAAGGACAAUCAGCAACCCCACUACGGCAACACGAAGCCGAACUACUACGGCGGCAACGGUGUGCCCCAGUACAACAACAACGGCGUCGCCAACGCUUACUACGGGCAGCAGCCGCAGCCGAAUUAUUACAACAGUGCGGCGCCCGGGUACGGCGUGCCGCCGAACGCGUAUGCCAACAGCAAUACGAACGUGCCUCCGCCGCAGCCGCUGUAUCAGAACUAUUACGGCGGAACGUACCAGUACCAGCCGCAGAACCAGCAUCCGAGUGGUAUUCCCAUUCAAUCUGCUACGUACGUUCCCAGCGCACCUGCACCAGGGCCGCUAUAG
This is a messenger RNA of Leishmania mexicana MHOM/GT/2001/U1103, 1263 nucleotides long. RefSeq lists its product as hypothetical. The record is from RefSeq and is a predicted model, not a curated record. The coding region runs from base 1 to 1263 and encodes 420 amino acids. The transcript has a single exon. Lineage: Eukaryota; Euglenozoa; Kinetoplastea; Trypanosomatida; Trypanosomatidae.